UUUCCAUAUGUAAGAGGCCAUCUUCAGUUUUUUAAUAUUUCUGUACUAUUUCUUUUAUAGGCUAUCGUUCGGAAGCAAUGAGUUUAAAACCCUUCACCUACCCGUUUCCAGAGACAAGGUUUCUUCAUUCAGGAUCUAAUGUGUAUAAAUUCAAAAUCAGAUACGGCAACAGAGUCAGGAGGGAAGAUGCAGAGAAUAAGGAAGUCAUCGUCCAGGAGCUGGAGGACUCGAUUCGUGUGGUCUUGGGAAACCUGGACAACCUGCAGCCGUUUACUACAAAACACUUCAUCGUGUUUCCCUAUAAAAGCAGAUGGGAAAGAGUGUCCCACCUGAAAUUCAAACAUGGGGAGAACGCCUUGGUCCCCUAUCCAUUUGUUUUGACUCUAUAUGUGGAGAUGAAAUGGUUUCACGAAAACCUGUCGCCUGGAAAACCAAUGAACGACAGUGCUCUUGGGUUGGUCCUGACCGAGAGGGAGGCAGCAGGAGCCGUGAGGAAGAAGCGAAAACGCACGGAAGUGCCCAGCACCCCCAGCAGGCCCGGGCCGGACAGGGCCAGGAUGAGGACCGCCAGCCAAGGCCCCGGCAGAAAGAAGCUCCCCACGGAGACCAGCAGGACCCGGGAAAGAAGAACCCCGCAGGAGUGUCAGGAGGCCUCGGCACUUGGUGUCACUGACGUCCAGGAACAGGGUAGGUGCCGGGAAAUUCAUUCACUGCCCUUUAAUCAUUGUCCCGGCCCCCGGGGUUUUCUGGGGAGCAGAGCAGCACAGAGCUCUGAGCGUCCGCGUGCUCGGUGGGUGAUGUGCCCUGUUCCCGUGGAGGUGCCCGCGGGCCACCCUCCAGCCUGGGGCCUGCCCUCGUCCGGGGUCGUAGAAGCCACCCCUCGUCUAGCUCCCAAGCCGAGUGAGAGGAGGCGGUGCAUGUGCUUCCUGUGCUUUUGACAGUGAAACCGAUGCCCCCAGUGUUUCGGAGCGUUUCCACGUGGGGCGAUGUAUUUCGCUUUUCCGUCUUAGUGGAGAACGGUGUCGGGGGAG
Messenger RNA from Phyllostomus discolor (pale spear-nosed bat), 1031 nucleotides. RefSeq names its product membrane anchored junction protein (gene MAJIN). Gene Ontology annotation, cellular component: nuclear inner membrane. Gene Ontology annotation, molecular function: DNA binding. Gene Ontology annotation, biological process: meiotic attachment of telomere to nuclear envelope; homologous chromosome pairing at meiosis. The transcript is spliced from 8 exons. The coding region runs from base 78 to 938 and encodes 286 amino acids. NCBI's taxonomy places the organism in Eukaryota, Metazoa, Chordata, Mammalia, Chiroptera, Phyllostomidae. The record is from RefSeq and is a predicted model, not a curated record.